Messenger RNA from Cloeon dipterum, 3269 nucleotides. RefSeq lists its product as uncharacterized. Lineage: Eukaryota; Metazoa; Arthropoda; Insecta; Ephemeroptera; Baetidae. The transcript is spliced from 13 exons. Gene Ontology annotation, cellular component: nucleus. The record is from RefSeq and is a predicted model, not a curated record. The coding region runs from base 403 to 2997 and encodes 864 amino acids. Gene Ontology annotation, biological process: regulation of transcription by RNA polymerase II. Gene Ontology annotation, molecular function: RNA polymerase II transcription regulatory region sequence-specific DNA binding; DNA-binding transcription factor activity, RNA polymerase II-specific.
UCUGCAGUCACAUCACUUUUAAGUCUCUUACGACUCUUACACUCGCAGUGUCGUGUCUCAACCAGUUCUCACAUUUCACAAUUCAUCAAAUUCCAGAUCAUAAAAUUCUUACAUCGCCAUUCGCCAUUGCCACUGACUUAUUGUUAGACUUGCGGCUUUGCACACAUGACUCAUGCUCCUCCAACAUUAUAUAAGAGACAAGAACUGACAGAAGGAGAGCAGCAGGGACAGCUCAUCGGAACAACUGCUUGACGCCGCACAACUCGACUCUCACACACACACACACACACACACAAUUCCUCUGCAGAUAUUAGGGCGCUGUGUCUUAAGACGGUCCUCACUCCAUUUUAAUUAUACAGAGAAAAACGUGAAAAGGACGAGCUGUUUGAAAAGUACAAUAUUAUGGACUCUUCUAACAAUAAGUGCGUAUCAAGCACCAGCGGGUCUGUUACUAAAAAAGAGUUCAAUGAUUUCGAGAAAUUAGUAACAUACCUCUUUGCUCAUACUCCAGCACCACACAAAGUAGAAGAGCACAGGAAUUAUAUUUUGAACGUGAAAGCAAAAUGCUCAACUUUGAUAACUCAACUCGAAAACCAUUGGAGAUACCAUGAAUCUGCUGAAGAUUUGGCCAUGCUUGAAAAGCUUUAUUAUACAAGAUCUAUAAUUGACAUAAAGUUCAACGCAAUUGCAGAAGAUACGGAGAGUUGUUUAGUUGGAAACCAACUCUUUGAUCAGCAGCGACAGCGAGCUUUUAAUGGUUCUCAUGCAAGCUCUGCCACGUUUCAAGAAUUUGAAAAACCCAUAGGAAGAGGACAGCGACUUAGGGAACCUGAGCAACCGCUUCGGUCGGUUGGUGGCCUUAGCAGUCAAGGGAGCAACUCAAUCAAUAAUCCUGUUCCUGUGCAACAACCAUUGUGGAUGCCAAGCAUUUCCAAUCCUCUGCUGCAACCAGCACCAACCAUAAGUAACUUCCCAGGCUAUUUUAUGCCGUUAUUGUUCAAUCCUUAUGGAGUGCCUGUUGGCAUUGUGCCAAUGCAGCAGCCGUCGCAGUGUGUGGUUCCUCCUCGAAGCAAAGCUCAAAAGAGUAUCGUUAAAAUAGAAACAGUAGAAUUGUCGGACUCUGAUGAUGAUAAAGAAUCGUCCAUCCAACGCGAGCCAUUGGCAGAAACCAAACAGCAGUUCAUGAUGUCACCACCUGAAACGGAGCAACCUGGCCUGCCCUCGCCUCCAAAAAGCCCACAAAUAUACUCAGUUCCUGUUGAAAUGGAAGAUAGUAUUCAUGAGGACCUUGUCUGUGCUGAUGAAAGUGCCCCAGAGGAGCCACCACCUCCCAGAAAAAUGAGUGCAAUUGAAAACCAAGAAUUUUCUCAUAACAGCAGACCUGCAGCCUCAUCUGAAAAAUUCACAUCAACGAAGCAACCACCGAGCAACAUUUACUCGUUUUUGCAGCACGCUAAUACAUCUUUAGGCUCGUCCAAGCAUUGGACUCCACCACACCCAAAGCAGAACAUGCAGCCGUCUGCCUUGUCUUCUAAAAAUAUUUCCUCCAUAGGCUUGCCUUCACCAAGAAAGCCACCCAACUCUGGUAAUUCAACUAAGACACUCACCCUUGCUGAGUAUAAAGUGCGAAAGUCAAUGGAGAGUGGUCAUUCUGUUGGGCCAGUUAAAAGGUCACAGCCUGUCAAACUUGGAGUGCCUAAGAAGCAGCUGAGCGUCAAAUCAACCACUGAAACGGUGUCAUCUAGUUGUGAGAAGUCGCAUGCCCUCAAUCCCAUGCAUUGUGGAAUCCCAAAGAAUACUACAGCUGUCCAAAAUAGCUAUGCUAUUGUGGCACCUAUCAACGAAUUGGGUCUCAAUGCACAACCACCCAAAUCACUGAAGGAUAGUCCACAGAGUAGUCGACUGCCUCCCCAGUUGGUCCAGCAAAGGAAAACUGAAGCUAGUAAGGCUCGGAAGCCUUUAGAGCUAUAUAGUGUACCACAAAUACGGUACAAGCAUUUGCAUCGUUUAAACUACUACUAUGUUGAGUCAAGUGAUGGUAAAACUGAAUGCCUUGUCUGCAAACAACGCGUGAAAUACAUCACUUUUCACUACAAAGAAAAGCAUCCAUCAAUAGAGGUCCUGAUUUCAAGAUUGUCACCAACAGCUUUGCAGCAAGCGUUGUCUGAGGUUGAUGAUGUGCCUCCUAUGGAAGGAACCUUCAGGUGCCGGCUUUGUCCUAAACAGCUGGAAUGUCUGAGCACGUUUAAGGAUCACAUUAGCACCCACACUGGAGAAUUCAACUAUUGUUGCUCUGAGUGUAACUUCACUUUCCCUGAGAAAAAGAAUUUUCAAGAUCACUGGAUGAAGUAUCAUUCCGCCAAGCAUGGGCCAACUCCAAACGCCAUUGAAUUGAACAUGUUCCCGCUGCCCAAAUCAGCCAACCAUAUUUCUGGAUAUGUGUGUCCAGUCUGCAAUUGGCUGCAGCUGAAGAAGGAGCGAGUAGAGAAACAUGUUGAGUAUGUUCAUGGAAUUGACACACUCAGGUGCAACAAAAUCAAAGAGAUCAACAUGGUCCCUAGCAAGCCAGGAGAAGACAAGCCGAAGAGGAAAAGGAAUGUUAUUGCUGAUAGCAAGAAUCAUAAUGGUGAAAAGAACCUCAAGAAAACUAAAUCUUCAGGUUCUGCUUUCGAACCGGUAAAAGCUGAAAAAGGCAUUACUGCGAAAGCAACUUUCGUGCAACACAAGAAUGAAGAUGAGUAUGUCCCUUGCUUGAUAUGCAAAAAGCCGUACAUCUUGACAACCAAGAAAUCUGACUGGAUUAAGUGUGUUGCUUGCCAUGGAUGGUUACAUUUUGAUUGUACUCCUUUCAGUAACAGUUGUAAGUCUUGCGGCAUAAAGCAAAAUAAUCAAACAAACCAGAUUAACUUUGAAGCUGCCAGCCAGUGUGACUCUCGUCACAUUGACGAUUACCGAUACCUUGAGGAGCACUAUCGCAUGCUGUCUUCAGUCUCUUAAGUAACUGCCAUUUUCCAUUUUUCUAAAUGGCAUAGAGUUAUAUUUUGAAAACUGAAUAGGCAUGCGAUUGGUUGAAUGAUAUUAUUCUGCUAGGGAUAAUUUGGCCUAAAUAUGAACUUCUUUACUUUCCUCUCUAUCUUAAAAUUUGAAGAAUCUCACUGAAGAAUUCCUCUGAAAAUCAGCUAUUUUAAUUUAGCAAAAAGUUUCAACUUGAAAUUUCUAAUUAUUAAUCGAAAAUGUGUCAGUCAAAUUCUGUAUUAAAAUAUCUGCGA